Anopheles stephensi (Asian malaria mosquito) is the source of this 4966-nucleotide messenger RNA. RefSeq names its product Fanconi anemia group M protein homolog (gene Fancm). The transcript has 3 exons. Gene Ontology annotation, biological process: replication fork reversal; double-strand break repair via synthesis-dependent strand annealing; interstrand cross-link repair. Bases 361 to 4878 code for a protein of 1505 amino acids. NCBI's taxonomy places the organism in Eukaryota, Metazoa, Arthropoda, Insecta, Diptera, Culicidae. The record is from RefSeq and is a predicted model, not a curated record. Gene Ontology annotation, molecular function: ATP binding; 3'-5' DNA helicase activity; four-way junction helicase activity.
CCGUAUGAUUUUGUAAACAAACUCUGACAUAACUCGACUAAAAUGGCGCCCUGUCAAAUCGAUAAAAAUUCACCUUCUAAAUACAUCCACCAUUUGUUGCAAAGCAUCUCAGCACCUCAGUGAAAAUGAAGCCAUGCUUAUAACGUCAAACAACAGUUGAAAGCAGUCCACCGUUUACAAACAAGCGAAUACACUGUGCUCAGAUUUGCGUUUCGUAUUGUUUCUUUGUUUAUUUUGCGAUUAUUUACUUUUACACAUUCAAUGAUUAAUGCUCAUAUUUCGUAGGAUUGAAUUUAUUAAGUGAUGCUACGAAAAUAUUGUUAGACAAUUAACUUUGGAAGAUUAAAUGCAAAGCGAAUCAUGGCACAAAAUGUGUCCAACGAUUCUUUGGACGAUAUUGAAAACAAAUCCGAUGUGUUGAAUCAUACUAGCUAUUCGCUGCGUGAUGCAUCCGCUUUGCAAAACGAUCUGCUCGGAUUAAACGAUGUCGAGCUGCUGGACAAAAGUGUAACGGAGCUGCUGGACGACCCAUAUAGAAUUAAAUUGCGACGAAACAGUAACUAUGACGGGUUCGAUCAAAACCUCGGAGACAGCUGGAUUUAUCCGGUCAACUAUCCAUUGAGACGGUAUCAGUUCACAAUCACAGAGUCAGCCCUCUUCAAGAAUACGCUUGUUGUGUUGCCUACCGGUCUAGGCAAAACAUUCAUAGCGGCCGUCGUCAUGUUCAACAUAUACCGCUGGUAUCCAACAGGCAAGGUGAUCUUUAUGGCUCCAACCCGGCCUCUCGUCAGCCAGCAGAUCGAGGCGUGCUAUCGGAUUAUGGGCAUUCCUCGGGAAGACACGGCCGAAGUGACUGGAAAGCAACCACGCCAAAAGCGUGCAGCGCUGUGGCACAAUAAACGUGUUUUCUACGCUACGCCGCAGGUCGUGCUGGCGGAUUUGCAAUCGACCGAACAAACGUUCCCGGUCCAACAGGUCCGUCUAAUCGUUAUAGACGAAGCGCACAAGGCAAAGGGACGUUAUGCGUACACUGAUGUGAUUCGUUUGAUAGCAGAGAAAAACCCAUAUUUUCGAGUGUUGGCACUGUCCGCAACACCCGGUCGAACGUUGGAAGAUGUUGCCGAAAUUAUCAAGAAUCUGCUUAUAUCACACAUUGAGGUGCGAUGGAAUAACUCGAUCGAUGUGUUGCCGUACGUGUUUCGGAAGGACAUACGAACCAUCGUGAUACCGCUCGGCCAAACGAUCGAGCGCUUGCGGAAGGAGCUGCUGCAACUUGUUAAUCCAUACUUGGAGCGGUUACUCGAAUCGAAUGUGUUCAUGCGUUAUCCUAACACAGUAACGUCCGGAUUGCUCAUCAUGGAGCAAAAACGAUUUCGCAGAAAUGCUCUUCAACAGCGCCAUCGGAAUCAUUCUGCCAUUUGCGCCGAUUUUGGUGUUUGCAUCAGUAUGUACCAUGCGCUCGCUUUGCUCGUUAAGCACGGUAUAAGGGCAUUACUGAACUUUUUUGAUGAUGGUGGUGGUACGAAUGUAAAAGAAAAGUAUUUCGUCGCAAACGACCCACAAAUCAAGACAUUCCUAGAACGGUUGCGGGAACAGUACCAGCAUCGUCAUCAGCAGCAAGGAUUAGACGACUCGAGUGUUUUGACCGGAAAUGAUGAUAUUGAUUUCGGUCAUCCGAAGUAUCGCAUACUGGAACAGCAGCUGACAACAUUCUUUAAAGAGUUCCCAGACUCGAAAGCGAUAGUGUUCUGCGAGUUUCGUGAUUCGGUUGCAAUGAUUAAACGUAUGCUUAGCAAAAAUGAACCGUUGAUGCGACCGAACAGUAUUGUUGGGCAAGGCGGGGCCAACGGUGUCCGUGUGCCACAACAAGAACAGAUAGACGUAAUGCGCCACUUCCGUUCCGGAACGUACAACACCCUCAUCGCCACAUGUGUCGCCGAGGAAGGCAUUGACGUAGGUGAGGUGGAUCUGAUAGUGUGCUUUGAUGUUGCGAAAAAUCCCGUUCGAUUCGUGCAAAGAAUAGGCCGUACGGGACGGCAACGAGUCGGACGAGUUUUGAUGCUCGUUACUGAGGGUGAGGAACACAAUACACUUAAGCAAGUGCUCGCAUCGAAGGACAAAACGAAUCAACAGCUUGCCCGCAGCAAAGAUAUCUUGCAAGUUCUUUACCGCCAUUCGCCCCCUCUCGUACCGGCAGGAUUGCAACCAAAGUGUGUAAAAAUGUUUAUGAACAUUUCUGGCGAACCAACCACGGUACACCAUACCGGUUCGGAUUCGUCAGACGGAGAAGCUCAGAACACCGUAAAAGGAAACAAUAGAAAGAGAAGAAAUAACCGGUUAAAAGAUGAAGCGAGUGAAGUAACCGAGCCAUCAUCAAAACGAAAUAAAACCACCGAAACAAAAACACGGGACGUAAGAGAUUUUUUCCAACGGCAGCGAAACGCUACAACGGUUGAUCUGGAUGCUAGUGAAUGUGAAUUUUUUGUCUUGGACUCAUCGUAUCAGAAAGACAAGAAUGGUUUAAAGGAUCGAUCGCACGGAAAUUCAUCCAUACCAUAUGAUAAAUCGAUUCGUCACGGCCGUACGGAUGCUGAAGUGGCUAUCGCUGCCCUGCUUCAACCUUUGAUAAGAAACUACAAACAAUUGUGCCGACAGAAAUGUCUGAACAAACAUAUACUACUACAUCCGCCCAAAGUAAUGCAGUUCGAUCGGAAGGAAUCUUCAAAUAAUGUUCCGUUGUUAGACGAUCCACUCGACCUUCCCGAGCUGAUUUUCCGAGAACUUGACAGUGGGGAAGUUGAACAACCACCUGAAGAGAGCCAGGUUACGGAUCGAUCCAUCUCAAAUCUAUUCGAUUCCUCGCUUAAUCUAUCGGAAACAACUGUCACCAGCAAGUGUCUAUGGAAAGACGAUACAUGUAAACUAUGGAGAGAACCCAAAAGAGUCAUUAAUGUUAAAAAAUCCCGUGUAUCGACGCUGAAAAUUCGCCAAAAUCGUUGCACCUCUCCGAAGGAUUUAUGCAAUAGCCCACUUUUACUUGCGUUCAAUCGAUCGGCGAAGAAAAUAAAAAACUCGGAUGCGCUCGAAACACCAGCGCGAACUAAUGCUCGAUCCAAAACAUCACACUCUUUGCAUAAACAAAAGAUAGAAAGUGUUUCACAUAAGAUGGUUCUGGAGUUUUUUCUUUUGCAAAAUUUGGAGCAAAUCUUUGGUGACGAUAGUUCUGAGAAGUUAGAUGCUUUUGGCAUAGAUCCUAUCGAUCAAAGGAAAGCAAUUGAAAAUUUUCAUCCUAAAGGACUUCCUUCAAUCAGUAAGAGACUAUCUGGUGAGCUCAAAAACUCCUCUUCAUUAAUUUUACGUGAUAAGCUAACGACGAGGGAAGAUGAAUAUGCUUCCACCAGGACGAAUUUGGUAACUACAUCGGAUCUGAAUUUGACCCGUCCCAAACAAAGAGCAAAUGCGCAUGUUACGAUAGAAUCUGUCCGUGUGUUGGAAAGCAGCAAUAAUUUCAACAGAAAAAACUUUGAUUUAGGCACUCCCGAGUUAGUUUUUCAGGAUGAUAGCAAUAACGAGUAUAAGGUUGAUAGCAGCUCACCACCUAAGCCCUCCUCUAGAGAGUCGAUUAAAUCUUAUACUGUCACUUCGAAAUUGGCUAGUAUUCGUUUGCAAAAUAGCAACAAAAUCAACUCAGAAGAGAUGCAUUGUCUGCCUGGUAAAUCACCGUAUUUUGUUUCUUCCUAUGAUAAAUUGACACCGUCACCCUGUAUGGAAAAUCUGAAGAAAGCAAAAGAGUUAAAAGAACCGGUACACGCACAGCUGAUCCGCAUUAGAAAUGACGAAGGAAUGAGAGAAACCAGAGAGGUGAUGAAAUCUUAUACUGCCACCUCGAAAUUAGCGAGUUUGUGUUUGCAAAGUAGCGACAAAAUCUGCACAGAAGAUAUAUACUGUCUUCCUGGAAAAUCACCGUAUUUUGUUUCUUCCUAUGAGAAGUUGACACCGUCGCCCAAUGCCCAUAAUGUGAAACAAUCAAACAAUUUAAUUGAGCCAGUGCCUACCCAACCGAACACUGGUAGAAAUAACGAAACAAUGAAUGAAACUACUAUAGGCAAAAAAGUACGACGCGCUUUCAAUAAUAGGAUAGAAUCUAGUUCGGUGAGCUUGAAGGAUGAUAACGAAGAUGAAGAAUCGCUUGGCCAUAAUUCGGUGUCGCGCCCCAAACACACUUCGACAGACAAAGAGGAGGAAGAUGAUGAAAUUUUUAAAUCUGCUAUCGAGAUACGCUCGUCGCACUUGUCGAAUCGCCUCAACAAGCCAGCGAAACUUGGGAAAGGCAAACCGCGAAAGCGCAAACAGAAUGGUCGUGAUUUUCUUCAAAGUCAGGCUGCAGUAUCGGACGACAGUAAUGAUGAUGAUGAUGUUGGAGACGACAGCGAUGGGGAGAACUCACUGGAAAAUUUUGUCACUGCAUCCGACGAUGAGCAGAGUACGGUUGACAUGCGCGCAGUUUAUUUGCAGUCCGUGCGCAGCCCCCUUAUACGCCGUGGAGGUUUCAAAAUAGUAUCCAGUGGGCCUAUUAAACAACAGGAUGUGGAUGAUUCAUAUUUGGAUGAAACUGAUACACACUACGCCCAAGAAGGAAGUCAUGAAGCUGCUGUUGCGGACAUGAAUGAGGAGGAACAGUUACUGAAUUCCUUCAUCGACGAUAACAUCGUGAUGAGCUUGGAGUCUGAACUGUCCGAGCUUGAGAUGGCUGAAAGACUGCUCAAAGAACGUCGCCGUAAAAAUAGGCGGACACGCCAAUCAGAUGAAAUGUUUUCUGCUCAAGGAAGGAAGACACGACUCCGUCAAAUCGUAGAUUCGACUUCAGAUAGUGAUUGACAUAUGUUGAACUAUUAAAGAAAAAAAUAAUUUCUAUUUUUUGUAAUUUCUAAACCGAGAGAAGAUCGUAUUAUUUUUACAACUGAUA